AUGAACAACAGAAACAAUAUUGUUUUUAAAACCUUAUGUGGUGAAUCAGCUAAUGUUGAUAAAGAUUUGUGUCAAGACUGGAAAUCAAGGCUUCCAAUCAUUCUGGCCGGCUAUGAAGAUCGUGAUGUUUAUAACUUAGAUGAGACAGGACUUUUUUUCCGUGCCUUACCUACCAAAAGUUUAGUUGAGAAAGCAGAAGUGGCCAAAGGAGGAAAACAAGCUAAACAGAGGCUCACUGUGUGUUUUUGUGCUAAUGCUGCUGAUUGCGAUAAAAAUUCAUCACAAAUCAUUCAAUCUAUAACAGUAUUAGAUGCCAUUCGGUGGAUUAGACACGCCUGGGAAAAUGUAAAAGGACAGACAAUUGUAAAUUGCUUUAAAAAAUGCGAGCUAAGCAAUACAGCUUUAGAGGCCACUAUCGAUGCAGCUGAUUUAGAAAAUGAAGUGGUUGAACUUUCAAAAGCUGCUGCAAUUCAAUAUGACCCAAAUUCAGAUAAAUAUGAAAAUGGGCUAGAAUGUUACGAUGAUUUAUCGGAAGAUUGA
Parasteatoda tepidariorum (common house spider) is the source of this 540-nucleotide messenger RNA. RefSeq names its product tigger transposable element-derived protein 6-like. The record is from RefSeq and is a predicted model, not a curated record. NCBI's taxonomy places the organism in Eukaryota, Metazoa, Arthropoda, Arachnida, Araneae, Theridiidae.